Messenger RNA from Lactuca virosa, 267 nucleotides. The record is from the annotation of a GenBank genome assembly. Lineage: Eukaryota; Viridiplantae; Streptophyta; Magnoliopsida; Asterales; Asteraceae.
AUGAUUCAGAACUAUGGCGCCUUUCUUGAGAAAGAUGGAGCAGGGUUUCAGGGUCAGAUUACUCUAACUGGAUUCAAGAAUGGGGAUGAAGAACCCGGGGGACAACGAGCUUUGAUUUUUGAUCAAGGAAACAGGAUAUCGCAGGGGAUCAGCUGUGCUGACGUGGCGGAUGUAUGUGAAAAGGCAUUGCAUGACUCAACUGCUAGGAACAAGAGUUUUGACAUUUGGUGUUCGAUUUACCAGACAUCUGGUGCUCAAUGUAACUGA